Dendroctonus ponderosae (mountain pine beetle) is the source of this 745-nucleotide messenger RNA. Its product is annotated as glycine-rich selenoprotein. Lineage: Eukaryota; Metazoa; Arthropoda; Insecta; Coleoptera; Curculionidae. Bases 86 to 580 code for a protein of 164 amino acids. The record is from RefSeq and is a predicted model, not a curated record. The transcript is spliced from 4 exons.
UGCUUGGGUUUUAACCGCCGGACCUUGCUCGAAUACCGACGCCUAACCCAUAUAAUAAAUUAUUAUUAUUAUCAUACUAUGAAUAAUGUAUUCAUUGUAUCAUGAGAAAAAAAUAUCUGCCCGCCCUCAUCGCCAAUUCCAACCUCACUUAAUUAAUGUUUUGACUGCUGUAGAGUGUCAAGCGGAAAACGAACGUGUCCUAAAUAGUGUCCCAAAUUUAGUGUUUUUAAUAAACAAUCAUAACAAUAUGCUUUAUGUGAAGAGCGAUGGUACUAUUUGUCAGGAGCCCCCAAUUCUGGAGAAGUUCCUGCGCCUUAUCAUUGGAGUGGUUGCAUUUGUGAUUUUUUUCUUCAAGUCCCUAGUGGGAAUGGACACAAGCAACAGCAAAAAGGGCAGCAGCUCAAGUCAAGGAGGAUCCUUCUUUGGAAGGUUUAGUGGAGGUGGUGGAGGAGGAGGCGGAGGAAAGCCGUUUAGGCCUGGAAAGCCUGGAGGAGGUCCCAAUAUUCGUACCAUGAGGGACAUUAAUCCGCCCACUAUACAAGGGGCAGGGGGCUGUCCUGGAGGCGGUUGCGGCAUGUAAUUUUUAUUACUCUUGUGUUAUGAAAUUUCAUCAUUCACGUACUAAAUUAUAAUAAUUAAAUCUAAGUAAUGGUUAUGAAAUUUCUUUUGUUAAAUUGAAAUUUAUUUAUUUAGAUUUAUUCUCACUUUGACACCUAUAAAGGAAUACAUUAUAUUUUUUCUACAA